Necator americanus (New World hookworm) is the source of this 2721-nucleotide messenger RNA. RefSeq lists its product as uncharacterized. Gene Ontology annotation, cellular component: cytoplasm. NCBI's taxonomy places the organism in Eukaryota, Metazoa, Nematoda, Chromadorea, Rhabditida, Ancylostomatidae. Gene Ontology annotation, molecular function: cysteine-type deubiquitinase activity; zinc ion binding. The record is from RefSeq and is a predicted model, not a curated record. Bases 1 to 2721 code for a protein of 906 amino acids. Gene Ontology annotation, biological process: protein deubiquitination. The transcript is spliced from 23 exons.
AUGGGUAGAAGGCGAAGUGGUCGAAAAAGUGUGAGGUCUGCCGAAUGCCUUCCCAAAGAUCAGAAUGCAAACUUCUCCGUAGCCACAAACAUCUGCGAUGAAAAGAUACUUCCCGAUAACAAUCAUUCAAGCGCUACGUCUGAUUCUUCUUGCACUCUCAUAGACUCAGCAGAAGAUAAUUAUUUGAGCAAAUGUGCCCAUUUGGAUCUCAUUGGGAAAGUGUCCCGCGAAAAAAUCCACUCAGCUGUGCAGCUGCAAUGUUGCAAGUGUGCAUGUAAUGACGCGGAAGUGGCCGCACGGUGGUUAUGUCUUCAUGAUGAAUGCUUUUCUAACAUCAAACUGACUACUUUGUGCGGUUCCAAACCAGGAGAGCAUUGCCAUGCGACGGCUCAUUAUGAGGCUAAUCCUGCUCACUGCAUUUUAUGGAACCUGCGGAACAGUCGGUUGUACUGCAUGCAUUGCGCAGCCGAAGUUUAUAAGGACGCAAACUAUCCUCCACUUGAUGUUGAGGUUCGACGAGCACUGAUGCCUUUGAAGAGAAAUCACUGCCAGUUGUCGAAUACCCCUCAUCAGAUAGUUGACGAAAAAGAGAUUUCUCGUCGUAGAUCGGAGGCUGCGGAAACUCGUGGUCGAUGUAUCGAAAGUUUUGCAGUUGUAAAUCGGCCACUCGCGAAGGAUAUGGACGAUGGAUUCGACUUCGACUUCCCAAAAGGCUUGACUGGUUUGUUCAAUUUGGGCAAUACAUGCUAUUUCAAUGCUGCUAUCCAGGUCUUGUCGAACUGUCCACCAUUUUCGGAUUAUUUUCGCGAUAAGGGCGACCUUCGUCCGUACGCCACUAGAGAACCCCUGGUAUCAAACACGAUGGCGUUGCUCAUCCAGAAGCUGUGGAGCUCAAAACGUGAACCUGCUGUUUUUCCGAAGGCUUUACUCAUUCGCGUAAGAGAUAAUUUCCCCCAGUUUCGUGGGUGGAAUCAGCAGGACGCGCAGGAGUUAAUAAGAUGCCUUCUCGAAUUAAUUCACAGUGAACUAGGGCAGCCCGUUUAUCCCUACGAGAACUAUGCCACAUUGGUGCUAAAGAAUCUGAAGAGACACAGCUCGACGAGCUCGAACGGCAGUGACCAGUUUGAGACGGCAGAUAGUGGGUGGAGUUCGGACGGUGAUACAACAUGUACCUCGACGGACUCUAGUCGUAGCUGUGCGGAGAAGACUGAAAAACUAAAUCCAUGUGUUGUGCCAGUGCGGUGGCGAUCCAUUGUCACCGAUGUUUUCGACGGAUCGAUUGAAAGUAGCGUCACUUGCCUGACAUGUAGAACUGUUUCGACCACAACUGAAACUUUCCAGGACUUGUCCUUACCAAUUCCCUCUGCUGAGCACUUGUGUCGGAUUCAUUCUUCAUGUGACAUCGGAGAGGAAGAUACCGGAGGCAACGAAUCGGCUGGAGGAUAUGGGUGGAUACCUUGGCUUUCAUGGUUGCGGUCUUUAAGCAGCGUGUUUGUGACACCAUCUGUAUCACUGGAGGAUUGCAUUUCAGCCUUUUUUUCACCGGAUCGCCUUGUUGGUGAUGACAUGUAUUCGUGUGAUCGGUGUAAGAAGUUGCGAAAUGGUGUGAAAACUUGCCGCAUCAGCCGACUUCCUGAAGUUUUGUGCAUCCAUAUCAAGAGAUUUAGGCACGACUCAUACUGCAGUUCGAAAGUAUCCACUAGAGUUUCGUUUCCUCUCGUUGAACUAGACUUGUCACCGUUCUCAUCGACGUCUGAGAAUGUCCCACUUUAUGACCUUACGGGUUUCAUCACCCAUGAGGGAAGUGGAGCGGACAGUGGGCAUUAUUUAGCUUACUGUCGUAAUGAAGUGGAUGGAAACUGGUACGAGUAUGACGAUAGUACGUUGACGAAGCUAGACUCAGCUCAUGUGCUUACUAAAGAGGCAUAUGUGCUUUUGUACCAGAAAAGGCCGUCACUAUCCGUUGAAGUUGCUCGAAGCAAAACGAUGGAAAUGAUAUCCUCAGAGGAAAUUGUGAAGUCGCAGUCCAAGUCUCAGCUUUAUAUAUCCUCUGAGUGGUUGCUGAAACUAAGCACUUUCUCUGAUCCUGGACCAGUGACGAACUACUCGUUUCUGUGUCGUCAUGGUCACCUUCUACCUCGACGAGCGGAUCACAUUUCCAGCCUAUGCACUCCAGUUCCAGCGGUGCUUGGACACUAUUUGCUCAACAAGUUUGGAGGAGGUCCCGCUGUUAGUGAACUACACUACUGUUUGGUUUGCGAUAAACACUUUCGCUGGAUUCAAGAAAAGAGAGCUGUGGAACAGGCAAGAUUCCGACAGCUAGAAGAUGCUAUUCGUGCAACACUUUUCGCUGGUGCUGUUGAUGCACUAUAUUCUGGACAUUUGCCACCAUCACUCAUCAGCAGGACAUGGUUUCAAUCAUGGGAAAAAUUCAUCACUCAGCCGUGCAGUGAGCCGCCGGGUCCAAUCGACAACAGUGUUUUACUCUACAAGGCUUCCGAUGGAACAGAACGUUUGAAGCCACGUUCAAACUUCAUGCGCAUUGAGAGAGAACUUUAUCUGUUUCUGCGGACGAUCUAUGGAGGUGGACCGGAGGUCUUUCUAACUGACCAACCUCAAUGGACGGAAACAGAGCUUCGUAACGUGCUGAGCUCGGUCGAGGAGAAGUUGUGGGCAGCAAAUGCCAAAUUAAAGAAACAAGUUACGGGCAGUAUGUUAUAG